Lactuca saligna is the source of this 2725-nucleotide messenger RNA. Lineage: Eukaryota; Viridiplantae; Streptophyta; Magnoliopsida; Asterales; Asteraceae. The record is from the annotation of a GenBank genome assembly.
AUGACUUUAUUCGUCAAAUACAAGGGGAAAAGCUUAUCACCGUCGCCAAACUCUCCACCAGUCACCGUUACUCCAUUGACGCCGCCAGCACCUAACUCUAGUCCACCGUCUACUUCAUCCCCACCGUCUCAAUCGCCUCCUCCUACACCAACCACCCAAUCCCCACCUCCUUCAACGUCAUCCCCUCCUCCAUCAUCACCACCGCCGACAUCACCUCCUCCGCCAGUUAUUUCCCCACCUCCAUCAACACCGCCGACCAUGUCUGCGCCUCCACCUGUUUCAACCAGUCCACCGCCAUCCUCACCUACUCCACCGACCAAUUCUUCACCUCCACCUGCCUCUCCUCUACCUCCGGCAGCCUCUCCUCCACCUCCAGCAACCUCUCCUCCACCAACCAAUCCUCCACCUUCAACAACUUCUCCUCCACCUCCAGCAACCUCUCCUCCACCUUCAACAACCUCUCCUCCACCUCCAGCAACCUCUCCUCCACCGACCAAUCCUCCACCUUCAACAACCUCUCCUCCACCAACCAAUCCUCCACCUUCAACAACCUCUCCUCCACCUCCAGCAAUCUCUCCUCCACCGACCAAUCCACCACCUUCAACAACCUCUCCUCCACCGACCAGGUCUCCACCUCCAUCACCACCUAGUCCCCCAUCUAGGUCACCACCACCACCACGUACACCUUCCACUAGAUCCCCACCCUCACCCUCACCCCCACCACCACGUACACCUUCCACUAGAUCCCCACCCUCACCCUCACCCCCACCACCAACUACUUCACCUCCGUUGCCAUCUUCUACUCCACCACCAAGGUCACCUCCACCAUCAUCUUCCAGUCAACCACCACCAGCAUCCUCAUCCCCACCACCAACAACUACACGUCCACCACCACGUACUCCCCCAUCCUCUGAACCUCCUACAAAUUCACCACCACCACCACCAGUAACAACCACCCCACCACCACCACCAAACACACCCUCCCCUCCUCCUUCACCACCAUCACCUUCAACAAUCCUCCCCUCUCCUCCAGGAACCCCAAGCAACAACGAUUCAAGUCCCAACACCCCAUCCAACAACGGAGGCAUUAGCACCGGGGGUAUAAUUGGUAUUUCAGCAGUUCUAGCCCUUGUCCUCCUCACAGUCAUCAUAACAGUCUCAUGCUGUAUUAUCAAACGAAAGAAAAAAAUUUCCAGACACAAUGACCUCUACAAUCUCCCAACCUCAACAACCAAUUCACCUAAAUCAGAUUCAGGUCUACUAAAGAUCCACACAUCAGAAAACGGAAACCAAUCUGCAAACCAAUUCAUAUACACUCCACCAGACACAGGUGGAUUUGGUUAUGUAUACAAAGGGUGUUUGGUUGAUGGGACUGAAGUAGCAGUUAAGGAGUUAAAAAUUGGAGGUGGACAAGGGGAACGUGAGUUCACUGCUGAGGUGGAAAUUAUUGGUCGAAUACAUCAUCGUUAUUUAGUCUCACUUGUUGGAUAUUGUGUCUCUGAAAACAACAGAUUGCUUGUUUACGAAUAUGUCCCUAACAACACACUUUAUUUUCAUCUUCAUGGGUCAGAGGUGGUUUUAGAUUGGUCAACUCGUGUGAAGGUUGCAUCUGGUGCAGCAAGGGGUAUUGCUUAUCUGCAUGAAGAUUGUCAUCCACGAAUUAUUCAUCGAGACAUCAAAUCAUCAAAUAUUCUACUAGAUAAAAACUUUGAAGCUAGGGUUUCUGAUUUCGGGCUAGCGAAAUUAGCUGCAGAUUUAGGUACUCAUAUAACAACACGCGUUAUGGGAACUUUCGGAUACAUGGCACCCGAAUACGCAUCAAGUGGGAAAUUAACCGAGAAAUCUGACGUGUAUUCCUUUGGGGUUGUUCUCUUGGAGCUAAUCACAGGGCGAAAACCCGUAGAUGCAUCUCAACCUUUAGGAGACGAAAGUCUCGUUGAAUGGGCUCGACCUUUGCUUAGUCAUGCACUUGAAACCGAAGACUUUGAAGUAUUAGUAGACCCAAAGCUUGGAACAAACUAUGUUGCAAAAGAGAUGUUUCACAUGAUUGAAGCUGCAGCUGCAUGUGUACGACACUCUGCUGCAAAAAGACCACGCAUGGGACAAAUAGUGAGAGCAUUCGAGAGCAUGGAAACUGAAGAUCUAAGCAACGGAAUGCGAGUUGGAGAAAGUGAAAUAUUUAACUCUGCACAACAAUCCGCAGAGAUAAGACUUUUUAACAGAAUGGCAUUUGGAAGUCAAAAUUACAGCACAGAUUUUUUUACUCAAGGUAGUGUUGGCCCUAAUGGUAGUAACGAAAGGUAAAAAGUAAAAACUGAGACUUUUUUUUUUUUUAUACUUUUCAAUUUUCACCAGCCAUGGUUAGGGUUCUGUAUGUAGGCUCCAUAGUCAAGAUAGUGUAUAGUAUGCUUAUUUAUUUCUUUUUAAAGCUGCACAUUCUUGAGUCCUGUAAGUAAACAUGUGUAGGGUUACUUUACCCUGAUCCCAUUCUUUUCGUUAAUUUAUUAUAAGUGCAGUUUUUUUCUUUAAUAGCAUUUGUAUUUUUUUUUAUCAUUUUAUUGCUUUAGUGACUUAACAGUUUUGAUGUAAUUAUUAAGAGGUUAUAAUUUUGUUAGCGGUUUUAAUAUCAGGGAAAACUAUAUAAAAAAACGUACUUUUACCUUAUUGAUUUAUAGAACAAUUUUUUUAUGACGUGUACUUUUAAAUCUACUUUUUAUUGACUAGG